Aaosphaeria arxii CBS 175.79 is the source of this 912-nucleotide messenger RNA. RefSeq names its product Mgm101p-domain-containing protein. The coding region runs from base 1 to 912 and encodes 303 amino acids. Gene Ontology annotation, cellular component: mitochondrial nucleoid; mitochondrial chromosome. Gene Ontology annotation, biological process: interstrand cross-link repair; recombinational repair. The record is from RefSeq and is a predicted model, not a curated record. Gene Ontology annotation, molecular function: single-stranded DNA binding. NCBI's taxonomy places the organism in Eukaryota, Fungi, Ascomycota, Dothideomycetes, Pleosporales. The transcript is spliced from 2 exons.
AUGUUGACCGCGCCAAUCCGAAGGAGCAUUGGACUUCUUAUCCCCAGCGCCUCGUCCCGAGCAGCACCGCUGGCCUACCGGUCACAACAAGUACAAGCCCGGGCAUUCUCUGCAUCCCCGAUCACCGCCGCAUACGCGACGACGCAGACCCGCCGAGCUCCAGCAGCAGCAACCGCCGCCUCGAAAUCCGCUACGACCUCAUCGAAGACUUCCUCAGCGACUCCCCAGCGAACAGUGGUGGCCACACCAGGUCCAGCCAGCGAGCCAGCACCCCCCACCGCACGCAACACCACCGCCGACGCCGCAAGCAAGGCCGCACAAUCCCAACGCUCACUGACCGAUGGCCUCUCCGACCAGCCACUCUCGACCGAGGGCGUCCCCGCGAUAGACUGGACGCGCUCGUACCACGGCCUCGGAGACGUCGCCUUCUCCAAGGAGCAGCAGGAGACCCUCCUCGCGCCCCUCGACGUAGACGACGUCGAGGUCAAGCCAGACGGCAUCCUGUACCUCCCCGAGAUCAAGUACCGCAGGAUACUCAACAAGACGUUCGGUCCUGGGGGGUGGGGCCUCGCGCCCAGGGGAGAGAGCAUCGUGACUGGGAAGCUCGUCACGCGGGAAUACGGCAUGGUGGUUCAGGGAAGACUCGUAUCCAUCGCCCGCGGCGAGCAACAAUACUUCGAUCCCGACGGCAUCCCCACCGCGACCGAGGGCUGCAAGUCCAACGCCCUGAUGCGCUGCUGCAAGGACCUGGGCAUCGCCUCGGAGCUCUGGGACCCCCGCUUCAUACGGAAGUUCAUGCGGGAGUCCACGAAAGAGGUCUGGGUCGAGCACGUCACGACGAAGCGCAAGAAGAAGAUCGUCAUCCGCAAGGACGACGUCGUCAAGUAUCCUUUCAAGGAGUCGAAGGCGUAA